Molecule: messenger RNA, 735 nt
Organism: Dracunculus medinensis (Guinea worm)
Lineage: Eukaryota; Metazoa; Nematoda; Chromadorea; Rhabditida; Dracunculidae
Source: the annotation of a GenBank genome assembly
AGAAGAUCAAUAAUUGAUGAAGGCAUGAAAUCAGAUGUUGGAACAAGUAAUUUCGAUAUAAAUGCUCAAAAGAAAAAUUUAUCAGUCAUUUGUACUGAAAAUGAUAACUUUGCUAAUAUUGAUCCACUUGAGAAUAGACGUCUUGCAAUGAAAAAAUUGGAAGCGAAAUUGGAACAACUACGAGGAAAUAAAUCAGCUCAUCAAUAUGAAGAAGAACGAAAAGCGAAAAGGCGCUUAAGCAAAUUAAAAUCCAAAGUACGAAAAAAAGCGAUGAAGGAGGAGGGCUCGAAAGAAAACAAGGGGUAUAAAUUCCAAAUUCAUUUUUUUCGAAUUCAUUUGAAGAAAUCGAAGAAAAGUAAACGUGAUGAAUUUACGGGUAAAGAUUAUAAAAGAUUAUUGGAAAAAGCGGAUAAAAGAAUGGAAAGAAUAGAAGCGAUAAGAGAAAAAAAUCCUGAAAAAGCAUCUCAUAUUGAAGAAAAUAUCAGAUGGAACAAGUCAUUUCGUCGUGUUGAAGGGCAAAAAAUCAAGGAUGAUCCAGAUUUGUUACGGAAAAGUUUACUUCGAAAGCAAAAAAUGAAAGAAAUACGACGAAAAAAAUGGGAUAAACGUAUACAAUUUACUGAACGAAAACAAGCUUUAAAACAAGAAAAAAGAAUGUCAAAUAUACAAAAACGUAAAGAAUCGAUAAAAAUGAAAAAAUUACAAAAAGCGAGAAAAAAAGGAAGAAUUUUAUAA